CGGCGUAUGACGUCACAUCCUCCCUCGAAGCAUAAAAUUGCUGGCCAUCGCAACAGUAAUCGGAUCAUCGUCCCAAACUACAUUCGAAAAAGCCAGAUCGAAUACCCGCAAGCUACAUCCAAAGUUCAUCGAACACUUCCAACGUCAAACACCUCCAAAACCUACCGCCUCAUACAAACGUCCAUCAUGCCGGUCGGUCAGCAAGAAUCCGGCGUCACCUCCGGCGUCAAGUUCGUCACUUCGACCGUUGGCAACACCGUUGGCGGACUUACGAAUACCGUUGGCGGCGUUGUAGGAGCACUGGGCCGCGGCGUUGGAGAGACAGUCGAGGGCGCAACCGGAAGUGCUGGAAGGCCCGUUGCCCGAGGCAUCUCAGACGCGACGACAAGUGUCGAGGACGGUGCCAACAAGAUCGCAGGCGGCGUGAAGAGGGCUGGCGAGGGAAAGUAAAUCUUGAGACAAGACGAUUG
This is a messenger RNA of Trematosphaeria pertusa, 470 nucleotides long. RefSeq lists its product as uncharacterized. Lineage: Eukaryota; Fungi; Ascomycota; Dothideomycetes; Pleosporales; Trematosphaeriaceae. The record is from RefSeq and is a predicted model, not a curated record. The transcript has a single exon. Bases 7 to 450 code for a protein of 147 amino acids.